This is a messenger RNA of Rangifer tarandus platyrhynchus (Svalbard reindeer), 2052 nucleotides long. The record is from the annotation of a GenBank genome assembly. Lineage: Eukaryota; Metazoa; Chordata; Mammalia; Artiodactyla; Cervidae.
AUGCUAGCCUGCCUGACCCGGGGGAACUUACUGGACGUCCUGCAGGAGGGCUUCAACGAGCAACAGCUGCAGGCGUACGUGGCCUGGGUGAAUGCACAGCUGAAGAAGAGGCCAGCUGUGAAGCCAGUGGAGGACCUGCGACAAGAUCUCCGGGAUGGGGUGAUCCUGGCGUAUCUCAUUGAGAUUGUUGCAGGAGAAAAGCUGAGUGGGGUACAGCUGAGUCCCAGUAACCAACAAGAGAUGAAGAAUAAUGUGGAGAAAGUGUUACAGUUUGUAGCCUCCAAAAAGAUUCGUAUGCACCAGACUUCAGCUAAAGAUAUCGUGGAAGGCAACCUGAAGUCUAUCAUGAGGCUGGUCCUGGCCUUGGCAGCUCAUUUCAGACCUGGCUCCAGCAGGACAGUGAGCCAAGGGCGGGAUGCCGGAGCCCCCCUGCAGACUCACCAGCCUCACUGUGCCACUGCCGUGGCACAGGGGGCAGCCGCCGCUCUGGCCGAUGUGUGUCAUGACAUGUCGCGGUCUGGGCGGGAUGUCUUUCGAUACCGACAGAGGAACAGCAGCGUGGAUGAGGAGAUUGAGAAUCCCUACUGGAGCGUGCGAGCUCUGGUGCAGCAGUAUGAAGGACAGCAAAGGUCCCCGUCUGAGUCCAGCUGCUCCAGCCUGACUUCCCCCAGUCCUAUUCACAGUGCAAAGAGCGAAUCCGUCAUAACCCAGUCUGAGGAGAAGGCGGAUUUCGUGAUUAUUCCCUCCGAAGGAGUAGAGAACAGAACAGAGGAGACAGACUCUCCAUUACCCCGGGACUGGAGACCAGACAGUCCCCGGACCUACCUGGAGACUUCAUGGGAAGAGCAGCUGUUGGAACAACAAGAACAUUUGGAAAAAGAAAUGGAGGAAGCCAAGAAAAUGAUAUCAGGAUUACAGGCCUUACUGCUCAAUGGAUCCUUACCUGAAGAUGAACAGGAGAGGCCCUUGGCCCUCUGUGAACCAGGAGUCAAUCCCGAGGAACAGUUGAUUAUAAUCCAAAGUCGUCUGGAUCAGAGUAUAGAGGAGAAUCAAGACCUAAAGAAGGAGCUGCUGAAAUAUAAACAAGAAGCCAGAAACUUACAGGGGAUAAAGGAUGCCCUGCAGCAGAGGCUGACUCAGCAGGACGCGUCUGUCCUUCAGCUCAAACAGGAACUACUGAGGGCAAAUAUGGACAAAGAUGAGCUGCACAACCAGAACGUGGAUCUGCAGAGGAAGCUGGAGGAGAGGAAUCGGCUCUUGGGAGAAUAUAAAAAGGAGCUGGGGCAGAAAGAUCGCCUCCUGCUGCAGAACCAGGCCAAGUUGGAAGAAGCACUUCGGAAACUGUCUGAGGCCAGUUACCAGCAGGUGGACGUGGAGCGAGAGCUGGAACACACAGAUGUCCUUUGGGCUCACUGUGUGAAAAGAGAGGCCGAUGAGGUGACCAACUGCAACAAUCACAGCUCUCAAAGCAAUGGUUUUCUCCUUCCAGCGGCAGGAAAAGGAACUGCUUCAGUCGUUCACAGAGGGAGCAGCGACCUGCAGCUUGUGCGAGACGCCCUGCGCAGCCUGCGCAACAGCUUCAGCGGCCACGACCCUCAGCACCACACCAUCGACAGCUUGGAGCAGGGCAUCGCCAGCCUCAUGGAGCGCCUGCAUGCCAUGGAGACCCAGAGGAAGCAAGAAAGAAGGGUUCGGGGCAAGUCACCCAGAACUCAAGCAGGUAGUGAAUACCGGGAGUCCUGGCCCCCUAAUUCAAAGUUGCCUCACUCACAGAGUUCUCCAGCUGUCAGCAGCGCCUGCACAAAAGUGCUCUAUUUCACUGACCGGUCACUUACACCCUUCAUGGUCAAUAUACCAAAGAGGCUGGGGGAGGUGACACUGAAGGAUUUUAAAGCAGCUAUUGACCAGGAGGGAAAUCAUCGGUAUCACUUUAAAGCACUGGAUCCUGAGUUUGGCACUGUCAAGGAAGAGGUUUUCCACGAUGAUGAUGCCAUUCCUGGAUGGGAAGGGAAAAUUGUGGCCUGGGUAGAAGAAGACCAUGGAGAAAAUUAA